CCUUUUUAUGUACAGAAUGUGCACUAGUGUACACAUUUGUUUAAAAUUGAAAUCAUUCUUUAUAAAUGGAUAUUUCUUUUGGACUGCAACUACAGGAAAAGCUCGAUUUAAACUUUUAACCCUAUUGGCUGGGGAGUCUGAAUCUAUGUAUAGCCUAGGGUGGGGCGUUCAAAGCCCCCCCCCAAAAAAAAAAGGCCUUAGAGUAUAGGUAUAGGGGCGAAAUGCAUGAUCAUAGUUUUAUUUUUCAAGGCGCGCCAGCUCAAAUUUGGAACAAUAACUUUAAUAGUUUAGGUGCUAGGAAGGGUUGAAAAAAUGCAAAAAAAGGGGUAAAAUAAAUGUAACAUUUAUAGUGUUUUUAAACAGAUACCAAGAUGUAGAGUUUGUAAAUUGCGUAAUUUUCCCCCAAAAAAUGUUGAGCAAUUGUAACUUUUGAUUGAUUUAAUUUUCAGUUAUCAUAGACAAAACUUGGAUGAAAAUUAUUAUUAAUUAACGAUUGAUAAAUACUGUUGUGUCGUGGUUGAGAAUAAUUAAACAAAAGUGUUACAAUGUAUUUGAAUCGGAAAAGGUCACAUUUAUUUUUAUCAACAACUUUUGAAAAGUUGAAGUCUUGUAACUCCUCAACUUGAUAAAUAUUUUUUUCAAAUAGAAAAAAGUGUAGAGGAUAAAAUAAUUUUCUAGGAUUUAAAAGCAAAAACUACAUUUGCAAAAACUACCCUGAUUUUUUUGUAGAGCCUUGAAGAUCUGAAAGCACAAUAAAUGGCAAGAUGAUAAAUUUAAGUUUACUGCUAUCUGUGUUGGUUCCCUUUACCCUGGCUGAUAUGAACCACUCUCAAGUACUUGAAUUUAUAAAUAACCUAAGCAGAAUCAAACCAGAUCUUCUUAAGCCAGUGGUGAACCUGGUUCUUUGUGAUGAGAGUGAUGAAUUGAUUGCUGGAGCUCUAGAUUUUCACUACUCAACCCAUCCACACCUAAACAUUAAACAAAUGCUGAAUUUAACUAGUAAAAAUCUGGAUGAUACAACAUUAAUUUUUUGCAAGAUUCCAAUUCAGGAAAAAUUAAUUGUAAAUGAAGCAUUUGCCAUUUUUCCCGCUUCUGCUGAAUGGGUUGUUUCAAGGUUCAUGAUGGAAGGAGAAGAAAACAGGAAAUUUCUGGUUAAGAAUAAUUCUGAAAUAUUUGAAAUUAUAACUCUUAAGUCUGUGGAUGACAGUAUCACCUUGCAGUUACCUAUAAAUCACCCAGCAGAGGACACUAGAAUUGAUUUGAAUGGCAUAAUGUUAACUGUAGGUUAUUCUGACUCAACAGUAUUGUCCAGGAGGAAGGAUGACAAACUUGAAGGAAAAAUUGGCGCAACCUUCCACGCGAUGAGCAAAAUUAUGAAUUUUACAUACAAGCUUGUUCCAUCAAUUGAUGGCUUCCAGGGGUCAAAAGUUCCUGGGGGAAUAAAACACAAAGGAAAAACUUCUGUAUUCAAUGGAUUAAUUGGUAUGCUUGAGAGAAAAGAGGUGGAUAUUGCUGGGUCCGGACUUUUUGUUACAUUUGAUAGAACACAGAUUGCAGAUUUUGGAGGAAGCAUUCUUCGGCUGGAUACAUUUUGUUUCAUGUCUAGACCUGGAAAUGAAAUUGAUUUAAUGGCUUUUUUUAAACCAUUGAACCCGAGUAUUUGGGCGUGGGUUUUCUGCUCUGCGUUGGGUCUAACUUUGGUUCUCUUUACUCUUUCCUACAUCACUCACAAUGAAACUCAGCACAGUAUGUCUACUCCCAAGGGCAGGACAAUUCAACUCUGGCGUCAGAUUUUGGCUAACAACUUGGCCCGUUGGAGACGUAAAAAGAAAAUUCUUAUCACUGUUCCAAAUCAAGAACAAAAUGAACCCACAAAUAUUGGAAGAUGCGUUGACCUUCUGAGUUUCUCAUUGAGAGCACUAGGAGCUGUUGAAACCUUCCUUCUUCCAGAAACCAGGUUUAAGAAAGCCUGGAGAAUUUGCAUGCUGACUUACUUAGUUCUGGGAUUCUUUGUUGUAGAAACAUACAAAGCAGAACUAACAUCUUAUCUCACUAGUAAAACUGCAAAACUACCAAUCCAAAAGAUGGAAGAUAUACUAGAUACAGACAUAAAACUCUCUCUUCCAUCAGGGACAUCAUUUGUGUCUAGACUGCAAUUUUCAGAACAGAAUGUAGUUUUUCAGCGAUUGUGGAAGGAAAAGGUAUAUGGUCAAGAAUAUGGAUUAAUAACCUGGGUUCAGGGAGAUUUUGACAAUAUUUUGAAAGCUGUUCGAAGCAACUACCUUGUACUUGGUUACGGUGAUGAAGCUGAGGCGUUCAUGGCUGCAUACCCUUGUGAGUCAGCUAGGAUAGCAGUUCUAUCAAUUAUAUCUCAUAUUUUCUAGCUUAAUACCCUUUUGUGUCAGCUAGGAUAGCAGUUCUACCAAUUAUAUCUCUUAUAUUCUAGCUGAAUAUCCUUGUGUGUCAGCUAGGAUAGCAGUUCCACUAAUUACAUCUCUUACAUUUUAGCUGCAUAUCCUGAAUCGGGCUUGUCCCAAACCCUACUGCUCCAAAACUAAAAGUAUUCAUUAUUUUAAUUUACUCCACUCUGUCUCUGUAUUCAAGGAAUCGCCAACCACCAUGCACAGUAUCUGGUAUAUCUCAUCGCUCAAUAGUACAGUCUAAAAAAGAACAAAUAAGAACAAUUUUUUGGGCUAGUUUAUACAGUCUGAAGACUUUCUAGUCCGCAAACUAGUGUCUGUAAUUGUAAAUAUGUAAUAUAUCACUGAUUUUAUUCCAUGACCAUAACUUGUACAUAUAUUGUUAUCAUUUAAACUGUAAACUACUUUGAAAUAUACAUUAUUAUUAUUAUUAUUAUUAUAUCUCUUAUAUUCUAGCUGCAUACCCUUGUGAGUCAGCUGGGAUAGUAGUUCCACCAAUUAGAUCUAUUAUAUUCUAGCUGAAUACCCUUGUGAGUCAGCUAGGAUAGCAGUUCUACCAAUUAUAUCUCUUGUA
This is a messenger RNA of Eurytemora carolleeae, 2994 nucleotides long. Its product is annotated as glutamate receptor 1. Lineage: Eukaryota; Metazoa; Arthropoda; Copepoda; Calanoida; Temoridae. Bases 765 to 2384 code for a protein of 539 amino acids. Gene Ontology annotation, molecular function: glutamate-gated receptor activity. Gene Ontology annotation, cellular component: membrane. The record is from RefSeq and is a predicted model, not a curated record. The transcript has 20 exons.